CCCAGACUCCCCAGCUCCAGUCGUGUCGUUACGAAAGUCUUUCUUCCACAGCUCUUUUUACAAUUUCCCUCAGUCGCAACAAAUCUCACUAUUGCAUUGUCUAAGGAGGUCUGCUAUAAUACCUAACGAUUCCCUUACAUGUUCUUAAUAUAACUCGGAACCCGUUUAAUUCAACUACCUCACCCUAACAUCCCGUUCUCGAAACGCCUUUGCCUACCUUCUUUCCAUUCCGAUCCCGCGACCGACAGACACGCCAUUUUAUUACCCACCGUAACAGAAAUCUUGUCAAAGGAGGCCGCUCUAUAAACUUUCUCUACCGUCAAUAGUUUGGUGUCGUUAUUAUAUCUUAUAUCUACCGAACCUACCAAAGCUGCCGGCGACAGAUCAUUACCGAAACAUACUCAACUCUUGCGAAUUACAGGCGACCAUAACAGCUGGCGGUCGCAAUGACUUCCCAACAAGUUCUUUUCUCCGAGACCAUUGCGGCGAUGAAGAAGGCAAGAAAGCGCAAGGCAUACGAAUCUGAUUCUGAUUCCGAAAUUCACUACCAUGGCAACCGGGGACACAAAUUAAUGAAGAGGGCUAGGUUUGUUCACGAGGGACAGUUAGCACCGCCCUCAGGGCCUGAAGUAUACAAAGAGAUCGUCAACCACGCCGGUUAUCAAAGAGCGAUCAUUAGCCGAAACCCUGUACUUAUUGAUGACGAAGGUUACGAAAUCGAUAGCGACGAUGAUCAAGAAUAUAUUCAAGACGUUGCCGACGCAGCAGCCGAGUUCAAUCCGUACGCUAACGUACGACUCGAAAACAUUCUUGCGCCACUUACCUCUGUCACCGAUCUUCCCACACAUCCUACUUUAUCCCGACCUUAUAGCACAAAAACACUCACAGACUUAACAAAUCAAGCUUGUAAUAUCAUGCAUAAAGAAAACGCCGCGCUCUGGAAGGUUAAACACUUACAGACAAAGUUGGUUGGCGAUCACAUCUGGGCUCCCUGUGCCAUAAUGCUUGGUCCCAACGAUAUCGAACUUUACCGCGACGAUUAUAUGGAUCCAAACAGUCAAGCACACGGGUCUGUCAAGUCAGAUACCAAUAUACCCUCACCAGAAGAAACACAACCGAAAACCAACAAAACCGCUGCAACUACAAGAAAUGAAGACGUUUCUGCACCUUUUACCGAGACGAUAGCUAACGGAACAAAAUCUGAUGACGACACUACGAUGUUUGAUGCCGAACCGCCAGCGGACGCCGAUACAAGUGCGCCCGAGCCUACGACGACGCAGACCGCUAAGGCUGUUCCCGAGGAGCGGAAACAAAACGCGGGGAGCGACACACUAAACAAGGCGGGAGAAAAGGAGGUGGGAUUGGAUGCAACCGAAAUUCAGCAAGGUACUGCUGCCGAUAUCAGCGUCAACGGCGCCAAAGAUGUCCACUCUAUAGGGUCUACUAGCGGGUUAGCGACUGGCAGCGUUGCAUCGGCUGGGCAAGGAGAAGCCGACAGGGCACCCAAUAGUAGUCGGAUUGGCGAGGAGGUCGAUCACGAGGGUAGUCGGGCAGUGUCAGUGAUGUCGAUGUUCACAGAAGAAACGCCCAUCCACCCUCUGUUCUUACAUCCUCGAUCAGCUCGACCCGAUAGAGACCUCGGGAUUCCGGAGGCAGAAGCAGAGGAUAUGCGGCGGUUAUUGCAAUUAUAUGUGCAAAAGCAGGAAGAGGUCUGCCGUGGAGCGAAACGACUAUACGAAGGACUCCUUCGGGCAGAUAGAAUGCGGAAGACAGUCUUACAGUGGUCCAAGUACGAGGCUCAUGUCGGUUCAAACCGCGACAUGUCGGACGGAGAGGACUGGUACGAUAAGGAGGAGUGGGGCUUAGAAGAUGAUCUAAAGAAAGGUCAGGAUGAAGAAGAAGAGGAUACAGCACAGCCGGCCAAGAAGACGAGAACCCGAAAGUAAGGGUAACUAAAGGCAAGGGUUAGAGGCUCGUGUGGUGGAGGUUUUUUGGUUAUCGGAUACCCGAUGAGAUGGGUUGUUGGCAGCAGUCCAAUCCAUAAAUCGAAGGAGGAAAAGGUAUCAAUAUAACCUUUUCUUCCCUCAGUAGAAUUUGUACCCUGAGGCAUCAGCAUAUUCUUUGUCAAACAGGGGAAUCACGUCGGCUAUGAUAUGAAGUCAUAAAAUAUAAAGUAAUGAUCUCGGAGUUACUAUUUAGCAUGAUGUAUAUAGUAGCAUAAACUACCUAGUACCUAGGUAGGUAUUCGUACGAUAUGAUGUUCUGAGCUGGGUUGUUAGUUGUUGUUAUUUGGUUGGUGGUUAUGAAAACAAGUAUGUAAGUGGUACUAAUGUACCCGAGUUGCGAUGUAUAAAAAAAUGAAGAAGACCACAAACCGAAGCCCAGUAAUGCACGUGCACUCCGAUCGGAUCGAUAAUCGAUUACAUAGUACAUGUAUGUAAACGCUAUCUGACGAAGCUAUGGGUAAGGAGGUCGGGAUGAUACCAUACGGAAAAUGCAUG
Molecule: messenger RNA, 2501 nt
Organism: Daldinia caldariorum
Lineage: Eukaryota; Fungi; Ascomycota; Sordariomycetes; Xylariales; Hypoxylaceae
Product: RXT2-like protein
Exons: 4
Coding region: 447-1946 (499 amino acids)
Biological process (GO): negative regulation of silent mating-type cassette heterochromatin formation; negative regulation of rDNA heterochromatin formation
Cellular component (GO): cytosol; Rpd3L complex
Source: RefSeq, a predicted model, not a curated record